GAGAUCCAAUUUAAGAGCGGUUCUCAGGGUUCUGCUGGUCAAUUCUGCUGUGGUUGGGUUCGGAUUUCUUUACUUGCCGAUGCUAACAAUAUACGAGCUACAAGCAUCUGGACUAAACAGAACUGUGGCUGGGCACCUGUUUCCUUCUCCUUCAACUCAGCUUAUCUUGUUUAAUGAGGUUGUGGUCGUUUUUGUCAUCCCUUUUACUCUCUACUUUCUUUAUCCACGGAUAUGUCCUCGCGGCGGACCGCAUUAUAUAACAAAAACGUGCAUUGGCGUCGUCUUUUCCAUUGUAUCCGGGCUGGUCGCCAUUAUUCUGGAGACAAUCCGGAAGAAAAACUGUGAAAACAACCACGGCUAUUCCACAAUCAGUAUAUUUGCCCAAGGACCUCAGUACACAUUGAUUGCACUCGCUGAAGUUUUCACCAAGCUUACAGUGAUGGAGUAUUCUUAUAUGGAAGCCCCUGAUGGUAUAAAGUGCUUUAGCAUGGGCCUACACCAGACGGCGCUGGGCCUUUCAUACUUGAUUGCAGUUGGAAUUGAAGCGUUGGUGAUAAAAACUCGGCCAGACUGGCUUUUGUUUGAUGCUCCAGACAUUUGUCUUCGUGACGAAUCUUACUUGGAAAGUUUCUUGGGCAUAUUGGUCUUGUUAAGCAUCGUUUUCUCGAUCAUCUUCCCACUGGUUACCAGGAUCCCAAAGGACAUUUUGAAAAAUGAUCAGAUCAGGAUGUAG
This is a messenger RNA of Lingula anatina, 733 nucleotides long. Its product is annotated as solute carrier family 15 member 3-like. Gene Ontology annotation, cellular component: membrane. Gene Ontology annotation, molecular function: transmembrane transporter activity. The record is from RefSeq and is a predicted model, not a curated record. Gene Ontology annotation, biological process: transmembrane transport. Lineage: Eukaryota; Metazoa; Brachiopoda; Lingulata; Lingulida; Lingulidae.